AUGGGUAACAAGCCUGACACCACCAAAUAAGCUGAAAAUACAGAGAAUAAUAAUUAAAAUAAAGAGUAGAAGAAAUCAAAUGACAAGAAGUAAGCACAGAGAAAGAAUGAAAAAAUGAUGAUAGCAAGAAUGUUAGUGGGAUAAAAUGGGUGUGGAUUUGAAGAAAUUGCUCAAGAGUCUGAAAAUUAUGAGAAAUUCACAAAUAUUAUAGCUAAUGCUACCAGAACUAAAGAUUGA
Messenger RNA from Paramecium octaurelia, 237 nucleotides. NCBI's taxonomy places the organism in Eukaryota, Ciliophora, Oligohymenophorea, Peniculida, Parameciidae. The record is from the annotation of a GenBank genome assembly.